Messenger RNA from Mesorhabditis belari, 1170 nucleotides. The record is from the annotation of a GenBank genome assembly. NCBI's taxonomy places the organism in Eukaryota, Metazoa, Nematoda, Chromadorea, Rhabditida, Rhabditidae.
AUGUUGUACCAAAUUGUUUCUUAUGUGCCAGUUUCUUACGAAUUACCCCUACAAUUUGAGGAAUCCGAUUUAUCGCUGAGUAUUCAACAAUUACAAUCAGCAAUGCUUGCAGCAAUCAAAACGAAUCAACAGCAUUUUGAAAGUAUCAAUCAACAGGAGAUUGUCGAGCUUCAAAAAGAACACUACAGGCUGCUUCAAAGCCAGCAAAUGUUUGGCUAUCAAAGACCACAAUAUGCACAAUAUUCAACAUAUCCUUCUUAUCAAGUUCAGCCGAUGAGCUUGAACCCAUUCGCCGUGAGUUCGAGGCCUGAACCCAUUCAGCCCAUUGCACCACCAGCUGAAGCAAAUUUGAAUAUGAAUCUUAACUUGAAAUACUCAAAUGGUUUUCGAUCAAAUCCGGACUGCCGAUAUCCGGUGAAUGGAUAUGUUUCAACGGGAGUUUACUCACGGCCGGCUGGUUGUCAAUUUUCGCCUCCGAUUCUCCCUCAACCGAUUCCCAAGCCAACGCCUGAGCCAAUUCAAAUACCAGUGCCGAUCAUGGUACCACUACCGAAACCCGAGCCGAUUCGCGAGCCGAUUCCCGAGCCUGAAGUACUGCCAAUUCCGGAACCUCCACUACUCCCGAUUCCUAAACCUGAACCAGAACCCGAGCCAGAGCCGGAACCUGAGCCUAAACCAGAACCUUUACCAAUUGUUGUGAUGCCAAAACCCGAACCGGAGCCAGAGCCAGAGCCUGAGCCUGAGCCAGAGCCAGAGCCUGAGCCAAAACCAGAGCCUGAACCCAAACCCGAGCCAGUCGUCUUACCAGAACCAGAGCCAGAACCAGAGCCCGUACCUGUACCAGUUCCCGUCAUUCCACCCCCAGUCCCCCCUCAGCCAAUCCUCGUCCCUCCACCCAUCCAACACCGAAACGCGUACGCCCGGCCACCGCCCGAUAUGAUCCCACCCACCUAUAAUCCAGUUGAACCCGCCUCACCGCCUGGACUGCCGCCAGGAGCCGGACUUCUUCAACAAAAUGCCUAUCGUUCGAAUUCGGGGCUCGUGAAUCCACCAGGGCCGGAUGUUUUCCAAUCGAAUUCCUAUCGAUCAAAUAACUAUCAACCAAAGUACAAUAUGCAAACUACGAAUCGAUUCUAUGAACAAAACAAUCAACAAAUGAUUGGAAGAAGC